Molecule: messenger RNA, 2119 nt
Organism: Argiope bruennichi
Lineage: Eukaryota; Metazoa; Arthropoda; Arachnida; Araneae; Araneidae
Exons: 9
Coding region: 1-1212 (403 amino acids)
Source: RefSeq, a predicted model, not a curated record
AUGGAAGCACUGCAACGUGAAGUUGAAAUGCUAAAAGCCAAGAAAAAAAAUUUAAAUAAUGAUUCUAAUGCUGCGUCAUCUGUCGAUUCUUCAUAUAAUGCCAAAAAUGGUGUUAUUUUUAAAACUACCAAGAUUGUAGAAGAAUCUGCAAAUAAAAAGACUUUUGAAAGCAUUUCAGCAUCUAGUGGAAGUGGGAGUGACAAUCCUGCAAGACCAGGAUCUUUAUUGCUCUCUGUCCCAAAAGAUUUCGUUAAGCAGCUGGAGGACGUAUUUGGUCCAUUGAUGCCUAAUGAUAAUUUAUCGACUGGACCAAAAAUUGAAAUAAAUCUAGCAGCAGCUAAAUCAAUUUAUGAUAUUUUAGGAAGCUGCAUACACACUGAAAAACAAGUAGAUUUAAAAAAAGCGGGCUCUAAAAGAAAGCUCGUACUAAAUAAUUCAUCUGGUGAAAAGAAGAUGGAUCAAGAAAAUUCUGAUGCCAUUGGAGAUAUAGAAGAACCUAUAAGUUUGUCUAAAAUAAUGAAAAAAGAAGCAUCAGCUGAACUUUCUAAAAAAGACAAGGCAAUCGGUGAUUGGGACCGAAUAACUCCAGAAGCUCAAAUAUUUCGACAAAAAGCAGCAGAGCAUUACGAACUGGAACGUCUGUGCAAAGAUAAUUUACAGAAGUUCCGUGAUAUGAAAAUAGAUAUUGCUGCUGAUGCGUAUGCUGCUGAUGCUUGUGAACAUCGAUUGAAGAUGGAUGCUGCAAACAAAGUUGCAUCUGAUUUGAUUUUGCGGCAUAACAAUAAAGGUCUAGAUUGCAAUGAUCUAGACCUACAUGGAUUGUUUACUGGCGAAGCUGUAACAGCAGUAUCAAAAUUCCUUGAUGCAAAACAGAAUUCUAAACGUUGUAAAAUCAUCACUGGUCAAGGACAUCACAGCCUGGAUGGACCAAAAAUUCGUCCUGCUGUAAUAAACUUUUUGAAAAAUAAUAAUUAUAAUUUUUCAGAUGAUAAUCCUGGCUUCGUAAUGGUUUAUUUGCAUUCUCAUGGAAAUAAUGCACCAAGAAAUGUGUGUUUUAUUGGUUGCCAAAAGGGGAAAUGCACUAGAUCUUACUUCGAAGAAAACACAGCUGAAUCUAUAAACCUGGUUUUUCAGUUUCUGAAGGAUAUGUGUUCCAAGAAUGGGCCAAUUGGCUCUGGUAUAGCUGUUUUACCUGGCUUUCAAAUUUUGUAAAUAUCUGUGUAAAUAUGUGUUUAUGUGUACUUGUAAAUAUGUACGUAUAUAUGAAAUAACUAUAAUGUAUAAAAUUCUGUUCUGUAUAAUUGUAUUAGCUGCUAACCCGGUGCUGUUUAAAAUCAAAAUUUUAUCAUAUAUCUCUAUUUUUUACAUGCACUCAUGUCCAUAAAUUAAGGAUAAUUCAGAGUCACGCGGAAAUCGAACUCUAAAAUACAUAAAAAAAAAGGACUACGGGUUGUUUCGGGGCGCCAUGGGCUCAAAAUUCGUGUUUAUGGAUGACAACGCCCGUCCUCGCCUUCCAGACAUCGUAAACGAAUGCCUUUGAUCGGAGGAUAUCACCCGUAUGGACUGGCCAGCAUUCCCACCGGACUUGAAUCCAGUAGAGCAUGUGUGGGACAUGCUUGGCCGACGCGUUGCAGCCCGUCAACCACCUCUUACUUCGGAGAGCAUUGCUUGAUGAAUGGUGUAAUAAUCCCCAAGAUCAGAUCGAUAAUUUGAUACUCACCAUGCGUAGGCGUUGUAGGACUGUAUUGUAUCGUCUGGGAGAUAUACUAUGUUUUAACCAUCAUACCAACCAUGAAAUAUUGGUUUUUGUAAAUAGGUUUUUUGUAAUUUGCUCCAAGGAGCAAAAAAUCGCAAUUUUUAUUAAUGAUAUCAAACAUAUAGCAUCUUUUUUGCUCUUUAUCUUUUGUUUAAUAAAUAGGCUUUACAAAUAAGUCACAUUUGUUUUGCUUCUGACUUUCUUUUCCUGAACUUGCAUUAUCCUUAAUUUAUGAACGUGAGUGUAGAUUGCAUUAAAUUUCUCCUAGUCAAUCGCUUUUAAUUUCCUUCUUUUGAAAUGAGAUCUUUGAAGUCUGCGUUUCAAUUUUGUAAAAAUGAUAUAUAUAAUUGUAUAUUGUGUAAA